AAUGGUGUCAAAUAUUUAGAAACGGAGGGAGUAAGUAUUUACCCCACUCAAUUAGUAAAUUUUAUUAUCGGAAAGUCAAACGUUGUGUUUUUGACCAACUAGUAGUCAAAUCACGAGUACAGCUAAUUGUGUACAAAAUUAUGCAUGUCAACAGAUUUAUACUUUAACGUAUUUUUACAAAAUAUUAGCUCUUAUAUAUAUAUGUUCUUAUGUUAAUGUGUAAUAACCAAUAUUCAAUGUCUGAUCUUCAAGAUUUUUUUCUUAAUAAUAUAAAAUAAACUCCAGAGUACAAAUUAAGAUCAACAGAGACUUAAAUUUGUAGUGCUACAAAUAAGAAAGUAACUCCCACACUUGAUACAUAUAUAUGAAUUAAUGAUAUGAAUUCGUCAAAGGCUGCUAAGGACUGUCCUUGAGUAAACUCAUUAUCCAAAAAAUGUUAGUCAACUGCCACUUGCCACUUGAAGAAGGCCAUAUAUAAGCUUGACCUAUAUAGGGCUUGUAUCAAUUCUUUCUUGCACUCAAAUCUAUAUUCACCGAUCGUUGAGUCAAGAAUAUUGACAAAGUGAUUGUUUAUGAAAUUGACUGGAAAUUAUCAUUCAAUUGAUAUGUCCUAAAAUUCAUAACUCCAAAAAUAAGAUAUGUUGAAUAUUCAUAAAAGAGACAUAGGAACCAACUCUAAUGUUGUGAUAUAUAUACUGUUUUCUCAUAAAUUUAAAACAACACAGUUGAACGUAAUGUUAGUUUAGAAUUUAUAUGACAUAAGUGUAAUUAUAGAAAAAAAAUCACAACCAACGUUAAAAGCAAUCCCAAACAAAUUAAAAUAGUAUCAGAAAUAUUUCAAUAAAAUGUCACUCACAAAUAAAUAUUUGUAAUAAAAUUUCAAACACAUUAAAAAAAUGCCCACGCAUAUGCGUGGGCUACCUUCCUAGUAAUGUUAAUGUGUAAUAACCAAUAUUAUCGAAUGUCUAAUCUUCAAGAUUUUUUUCUUGAUAAUAUAAAAUAUAUAAACUCCAGAGUACAAAUUAAGAUCAACAGACUUAAAUUAGCAGUGCUACAAAUAAGAAAGUAACUCCCACACUUGAUACAUAUAUAUGAAUUAAUGAUAUGAAUUCGUCAAAGGCUGCUAAGAACUGUCCUUGAGUGAACUUCAUUAUCCAGAAAACGUUAGUCAACUGCCACUUGCCACUUGAAGAAGGCCAUAUAUAAGCUUAUAUGCCAUGGCUCUCAAUUUCAAGCUCAAAGUUUAGUCCUACGCGCACCAGCAAUUUGCUAUUUGCAGGUAGGAUGCCGUCAUUACAAACGGCGGCGGCGGAGGCGGUCGUGGAUGAAGCGGUGGUCGCUGGCAAGGGCGGCGCCAUGCCAACCUCCACCCAAGAUUUACUAUUUCGACCUUGCCCCACCACCACCCUGUUGACUCUCCUCAGAGACACGUCGGAGAAGCGCGCUGCGGCGGCGGAGCAGAAGAUGGAGUGGCUCCGGUCGCAGCUCGUCGGCAAGGACGUCGAGUUUGACACGCCGUUCGGCCGCCACCUCCUCACCUACGCCGACCACACGGCGUCCGGCCGGAGCCUCCGCUACAUCGAGGACUACCUCCUCAACGAGGUCCUCCCCUUCUACGGGAACACGCACACGGAGGACAGCCAUGUCGGGAGGAAGAUGACGCGGCUGAUGCACAGGGCGGCGCGGUACGUGAAGCGGUGCAUGGGCGGCGGCGCCGGCGACGCGCUGCUGUUCUGCGGCGCCGGGACGACGGCGGCGAUCAAACGGCUGCAGGAGGUGAUGGGCGUGGCCGCGCCGUCGGCGGCGGCGCCGCUGCGCGCGCGCCUCGCCGCGGGGCUCCGGUGGGACGAGCGGUGGGUGGUGUUCGUCGGGCCCUACGAGCACCACUCCAACCUGCUGUCGUGGCGGCGCAGCCUCGCCGACGUCGUCGAGAUCGGCCUCGUCGGCGACGGGCUCGUCGACGUCGCCGCGCUCCGCCGCGCGCUCGCCUCGCCGCAGUACGCCGACCGCCCCAUGCUCGGCUCCUUCUCGGCGUGCAGCAACGUCACCGGCAUCGUCGUCGACACGAGAGAGAUCGCGCGCGUCCUGCACCAGCACGGCGCCUUCGCUUGCUUCGACUUCGCCGCCAGUGGUCCUCAUGUGAAAAUUGACAUGAAGUCCGGCGAAAUCGAUGGCUAUGAUGCGGUGUUCUUGAGCCCCCACAAAUUUAUCGGGGGGCCGGGUACGCCAGGUAUCCUUCUUAUGAACAAAUCGUUGUAUCGGCUCAAUUCUCAGCCUCCCUCAACAUGCGGGGGUGGCACCGUGAACUAUGUCAAUGGCUUCAAUGAGGAGGAUACAUUGUACUAUGAUGACAUUGAGGAGAGAGAGGAUGCCGGUACACCAGCGAUAAUACAAAAGAUCCGUGCAUCCCUUGCAUUUUGGGUCAAUGAGUACAUUGGAUAUGACACGAUAGACCUACACGAACAAAUAUACACUGAAAUGGCCAUGAAAAGGCUAGUGGACAAUCCAAAUGUUAAAGUGCUAGGAAACACAAGCGCGAACCGCCUACCGAUAUUUUCAUUCCUCAUCUACCCUCCUAUGGUAGAUUCAUUUUUUCAUGGGGAUGAUAGAUUGGCGAUCGUGAGGCGCAAAAGGCUUCCUCUCCAUGGACGAUUUGUCACUAAGCUUCUUAACGAUCUUUUUGGCAUCCAAGCAAGGGGAGGUUGUGCUUGUGCAGGCCCUUAUGGCAACAUCUUGCUCGAAAUCAAUAACGAGCUUUCUCUUCGCAUACGCUCUGCACUUGUUGAGGGGUAUCUUGGACUUAAGCCCGGGUGGACCAGGUUGAGUUUUGCUUACUACAUCUCCAAAGAGGAAUUCAAAUUCAUCCUAGAUGCCAUUGAGUUUUUAGCAGCAUAUGGUCAUCGAUUCCUCUCGUUGUACAAGUUCGAUUGGAGGAGCAGUAACUGGACGUUCAGUAAACAGGCAGCCAAGGAGUUAUCUGCUGCCACUGGUGUGCUUUUAGGUGAAGAUCUCCAGUUCAAGGCUGAAGAUAAAUCAGAUAAUAAUAAACCCGAGCCAAAUCAUACAAAAUUUGCAACAUAUAUGGAGAAUGCCAAGAGAAUUGCACUCUCCUUGCCGGAUAUCAAUCAACAAAUUAUUAGUAUUCCCCAAGGAGUAGACCCUGAUAUUAUUAUUUUUCAUGUAUAGUUGAUAUUUUGGGUAUAGUAUAAUGUUAUGAUUAGCAAAUUAAGUAUGUAUUGUAUAGUGAUGUGCCGUGUGCUUUUUAAUUUGUAGAUGGUAAUUGCCCCAAAUUGUAUUGAUGUCAUCAGAGUGUAAAGUUGCAAUUGGUUUCGAUCAAAAUAGUGUUUGCGGAAAAUUCAA
This is a messenger RNA of Oryza sativa Japonica Group (Japanese rice), 3360 nucleotides long. RefSeq lists its product as uncharacterized. Lineage: Eukaryota; Viridiplantae; Streptophyta; Magnoliopsida; Poales; Poaceae. The record is from RefSeq and is a predicted model, not a curated record.